Tympanuchus pallidicinctus (lesser prairie-chicken) is the source of this 9579-nucleotide messenger RNA. It is a transcript of the gene MAPK9, whose product is annotated as mitogen-activated protein kinase 9. The coding region runs from base 954 to 2228 and encodes 424 amino acids. The record is from RefSeq and is a predicted model, not a curated record. The transcript is spliced from 12 exons. Gene Ontology annotation, cellular component: cytoplasm; nucleus. Gene Ontology annotation, biological process: protein phosphorylation; JNK cascade. Gene Ontology annotation, molecular function: JUN kinase activity; ATP binding. NCBI's taxonomy places the organism in Eukaryota, Metazoa, Chordata, Aves, Galliformes, Phasianidae.
GCCAUGGAGAAGACACUGAUCCAUCCUGCUGCUGGCUGGAAGGGAGAGGCCCAUAUUCUAAUUCCUGAAGCUACUAGAAACUACUUAUAUAGCUCUGUGCCCUUCCAGGAUGUGCUUCUGGGUUGCUGUCGAGGCUCUUCUGCUUUGCAUGGGCUCGCCAAUGUUCUGUAGACUGGUGAAGAAGGAGAGAAUAACUGCUCUUUCUUUAGCUACAAAUGAUGCAGUACAGCUGGGUGGUUGGGCCAGCUGCUUAUAGGGAGGUGAUCUGCUUUCAUUUCCUGUUUUGGGGAACUCUUGGCUGUGCAAUUUAGUCUGGGUUGUAAAAGCAUUAUCAUGAUGCAUGUGAAAUUAAAAAGUGGAGAGUUUCUCAGAGAUCUCUUUGGUUAUUACUGAGGUAAUUGUUAUAAGGCAUGGAGAGAAGAUGGGUGCCUGGGAAAGCAAGGUCUGUGCUCUCGCUACUGUAGUGAUUUGGAAUUGAAGAAGUGUAGUACACUACCUCAAUCUCAGGUGUAAUUACCUACAUCUAAUUCAUUACGGACAGUUUUUAGUGUAGCACCAACAUCCAGUGAGGGAGAGCCUGUAACUUCCUUAGGGAAUCUUCUCUAGCACUACAUCUCUUCUACCUUUGCAAAAUGGGCUUUGUUUCCCCUCCUUCUCUUCGUAUCUUCUAAAAUGUCUAAUCAGAAUCUUCACAGCUCACUGCUAAUCACCACAUCCAUUGUGUUCGUACAUUAUUUUAUUCCUCCUUUCUUUGGGCUUUUGUGCUCUUCCUCCUCUCAUCUGUUUCCUGUAAGUAACCCAGUUAAUGAGAUGACUUUUCCUCCUAGCUCCUUGCUGCCCUCUGGACUCCGUCUUUCAGAAAGUCCAGUCCCAGCUUCGAGUGAAAAGCAGAUGAGAGAGAUCUUGAAGCCUGUACCAGGUCCUUGAGAGAGAAAACUACAUGACACUACACCAUGAGUGACAGUAAAUCCGAUAGUCAAUUUUACAGUGUUCAAGUUGCAGAUUCAACAUUCACUGUACUAAAACGUUACCAGCAAUUGAAGCCUAUAGGAUCAGGGGCACAGGGCAUUGUUUGUGCUGCGUUCGAUACGGUCCUUGGAAUAAACGUUGCUGUAAAGAAGUUGAGUCGUCCUUUUCAGAAUCAAACCCACGCAAAAAGAGCUUACAGAGAGCUUGUUCUUUUAAAAUGUGUCAAUCACAAAAAUAUCAUUAGUUUAUUAAAUGUAUUUACACCGCAGAAGUCACUAGAAGAAUUUCAGGAUGUAUACUUGGUUAUGGAGCUGAUGGAUGCCAACUUGUGCCAAGUUAUUCAUAUGGAAUUGGAUCAUGAAAGGAUGUCUUAUCUCCUUUACCAGAUGCUAUGUGGUAUCAAACAUCUCCACUCAGCUGGUAUCAUCCACAGAGAUUUGAAACCCAGCAACAUAGUAGUAAAAUCAGAUUGUACACUCAAAAUCCUUGAUUUUGGACUGGCAAGAACAGCGUGUACUAAUUUUAUGAUGACUCCAUAUGUAGUAACACGAUAUUACAGAGCGCCAGAGGUUAUCCUUGGAAUGGGAUAUAAAGAGAAUGUUGAUAUCUGGUCAGUUGGUUGCAUCAUGGGAGAAUUGGUGAAAGGUUGUGUGAUAUUCCAAGGCACUGAUCAUAUUGAUCAAUGGAAUAAAGUAAUUGAACAACUAGGAACACCUUCAGCAGAAUUCAUGAAGAAACUGCAGCCUACAGUGAGGAAUUAUGUAGAAAACAGGCCAAAAUAUCCAGGUAUUAAAUUUGAAGAGCUCUUUCCAGACUGGAUAUUUCCAUCAGAAUCAGACCGUGACAAGUUAAAAACCAGUCAAGCUAGAGAUUUAUUAUCAAAAAUGCUUGUAGUAGAUCCAGACAAGAGAAUUUCCGUAGAUGAGGCCUUACGUCAUCCCUAUAUUACUGUCUGGUAUGAUCCAGCUGAAGCAGAAGCUCCUCCACCUCAAAUUUAUGAUGCACAGCUGGAAGAGAGAGAACAUGCAAUUGAAGAAUGGAAAGAAUUAAUAUACAAAGAGGUAAUGGAUUGGGAAGAAAGAAGCAAGAAUGGUGUGGUAAAAGAUCAGCCCUCAGAUGCAGCAGUGAAUAGCAACACCAGUCCUUCCCAGUCAUCAUCUAUCAAUGACAUUUCAUCCAUGUCAACAGAGCAAACAUUGGCUUCAGAUACAGACAGCAGCCUCGAUGCCUUGACAGGACCCCUCGAAGGAUGCCGAUGAUCAGCCAGGAUUGCAGACUUAUCUUUGGAAAAGAACUCUUGCUUCCAUUGGGCCUGAAUUGCUUGUAAGUUAAUGGAACAAAGUAGAAAAACUCCAUGUUCUGCAUGUUCUGCUAAAGUAAUGCCUGUUUUUAUGUUUACUCAGUUGUUAUGAAACUGCCUGCUUAAUGUUGUAGAAUGAAAGCAAAUCAAUGUCUAAGGAGCAAAAAAAAAAAAAAAAAAAAAAAAAAAAGUUUAGACACUAUUACAGGCUUUUCUUUGUUUCAGCCUAUUUCAGGUGAGCAGUUAUAAUAGGCUUCUAGCCAAUAACUUCUCUUGAGUGAGUUCAUGCAUCUUCAGUCCUAACUGGCAGGCUUUGUGACAUCAAUGGUUGUUUACAUUUUAGUACAGUAUUGCUCACUUGUAGGUUUUUUGAAUGUACAGUGUCUAUGAAGUUUGUUUUAAUGUGUGACUAUGGCAGCGUGCAUUAUUUAACGACUGGAGUGUUGUGUGUAAGUGUUAACUCGCAUGUUGAACACUCUCAGUACUGUGUUUAAGGGCAGUUACUUUUCCAUAUAGCACUUUUUUGAGCCCUUUCUAUCUUCGCUUCCCAACGGUUCUAUCUUCUUGUAGAAGAGAAAAACACAGUGUUCAAAGAGUAUAGCCAUACCUUCAUAUUUCAUCAACAAAUAUCUGACUCUUUGCUAGUUAUUUAAACGUGGAUGGAAGAUACAGUGGCUUAGUUCAAUUUUAAGGAAGGAUGGGUGACAUUUGUGAGACUGUGCCUGUUUAAAGGAGGGCAGAGUGCUAAAUUGUUUUGUAUUUUUUUAGCUCAUGAUACUGAUCCUUUAACUGAAACAGAAAAGGAAAUUACAUAUGUGAUGCUCUUCAUUCAGUAACAGGUGAAUUGGAGAGACUUGCAGUCUAAGUGGCCUGAAAAAGAGCUGCAUAAAUGUUUUCCAUUUUUUUAAAUGGGUCCAUUCUAUCUAGUGAGUAAUUAAAAAAAUAAAGACAUAGUAGCUUUGAGUCAUUUGUCAAUUAAUUAUUUACUGAACAGAACUUAGCUGUAGUUCCAAAUUGAGAAAUCCUCUCUAUUUUUACUGGGAGAGGAAAUCAUGAUGUAUUGAACAUGUACAUUUUCUAAAUACAGUGUCAGAGGAGAUUAUUUCUGUUUCGACACACACUUCUCAAUGCAGUUUUCAGGACUGUGUAACACAGGCACCAUUCUUAGAAAAUGUUUGUGAUAGAGUAGGGCUUAAAUUACCAGGUACUGCACACCUGAAUGUGUGCACAUCCCUUCAGAGCAGUUGUGUGAAGUUCUGCUAAAGGAUUUCGUGUGUGUGUGAGUGUUUGAGAUGAACUGUGUGACUGUGACAGUAACAGAGAUGUGCAAGACAAGGUAAAACACCACUUUCUUAAAGGCACUGUAUUCAGCUGAUGAUCCAGCUACUGCUGACCUGAAUAUAUACAGAGAACUUACAAAUGUGCUGGCAUAGCUAGCUGCUGCAUUAUGGAGAUGUUUAGUACACUCUUGUAGAAGAGAACUGACCCUUGUUUCUGACCUUAGGAUUUGAAAGCAGCAGUUUUUUCUAAUGCAAACAUUGCUUUCAUGUUACAAAUUGUACCUGUAUGGUUAUAAACAGCUUAAUUUGGUGUAGCAAAAAUACUGAGUUUGGCUGUCCCAGAAACUGAAAUGCAAUGCAGUGCUAUUAUGUUAACUUCAGAAUGUUCAUCUGGAAUUAUGAUUUUUUUUUAAAGAAAUCUGAGUUGUAGGACAUUGAGGGCUUGGGUUUUUUGCUAUUUGGUUUAAAACCAGUUUAUUUGGAUAUUGAUGAUAUAUAUGGAGUAUUUUUAGUGCAUUUUUGUCACUGACAAAAAAUAUAUAUAUAAAAUAGCUACUACUGUACAGCAAUACAGUACAGGUUGCUGUUCUUUUGUAUUUUUUUAAUCACUGUUAUAUGUGUAAAUUAAAAUUAUUAAAGACACCUAUUCAAAAUUACUAUUAGUGAUUUCAGACUAGCUGUGGUUUUGUUCCCUUCCUCUUCAGCCCAUCAAAAGCUGCAACCACUAUGGAAUAAGACUAAAAACAAGCAAAAAAAACCCCAAAAUAACAGAGAAGCUAAUAGUUGAAUCUCAGAAGUUAGCUAUGCUUUACUGAUUGUUCCUAGCAAUGUUUUCAGAAGUGACCAGUGGCAUAAUGGUGUUAAGCCAGUAGUUCUUUAUAAAAGGAUGGCUUUCCUGACAAUACAAGCUUAGCAUUCUCUUCAAAAACAGCAUCCUGUGAACAAUCUCAUACUGGUCAUCUGUAGUCUCUGCCUUCCUUUUUUAGAAGGCUGUCUGAAGUCUUUGAGGAGUGGUAGAAUACAGCAUUUUAUACAUUUCAUGUUACACUUGAUGAAAAAGCUUUUUUGUUUAUAUGAACACGAGGGACAAAGAUCUCCAGCAGUUUAUUAAUCUCCUGCUCUAACAACUGCAGGGCAAAUCUGUCCCAUUUACCUGCCUAGUAACUGACCACGUCUCUUCCUGUUUUACACCAGAGCCCUCUGUAAAGUCACCACCGUGCAUUUUGAUAUUCUUGAUUCACUAUGGCAGUAAUCUUCUGGAGUUUAUUAUUCAAGAUUUAUUUUUAUCAUUUUCAACUGAAGUUGCACUGUAAUACAUUCAUCAUUUUAACCUUUACUGUUUCAGAAGGUUUAAUGCUGCAAAGAUUUUUCGUGUCAUUUAGAUACCAGGUGGCCUCCAGGUCUCUUCCAACCCAAAUUACUCUGUGAUUCAAGUGGUUUUCUUAUGUUGUUUUUUGGUUUUGAACACAGAACAGCCCUAUCUGCAUGAUGUGAGCUGAUAUCUGACCUUCUCCUGGUAUAUACUGUUAUCUCACAUGUUUUGAGCGAAAAAAGCCCUGAGAUUGAGCUUCUUUGUGAAUCUUCCUGUAAGAAAAGCUGUUCCAUACCUCAUGUUCUUAAUGGCUUCUCGCUGUUGCACACUUUGAAGUUUCUAAAUUCUACCAAAACAUCAUUGCCUAUGGAGUAUGUAUGAGAUGAAAAGUAUGAUUGUGGAUUUCCAGAAUAACUGAAAACAAACUGCUAAGAACCCAAAUAAACAUCCGAUUCUCAGAGAAAGCAGAUAAGCAGAUUAUAUUCAGCAAAGCACAUGCAGAAUAGAUGCGUGCUGAAGUUCCCAUGCUGUUCCAGUGUGCACAUAGAGGCUGCACAUGCACUGCAUGCAGGCUUUACGUUGAUUGUAUUCCUGGCUGCAGGUUAAGUUUGGUGCAACAUCUGUGUAAUGGUUAUGGAUGCUGUGAGAUCCCAUCACUGUGGAAAGCAAAAUGCACAUGUAACUUCACAGGGGUUUGAAAGUAUAGAGAAUUUGGUGUGCAAUAUAAUCACUUUUAUUCCUAAUACUAAAAUCAUGUAUGUAAAGUGAUGCAAUUGACCAUUUUUUUUGCACUUUGGCAUUUAUAAAUAUUUAUAUGUAUUUAAAGAUUAAGAAUGUGUGUAUACAUAUGCAUAUAUAUAGUAGAAACCUGCUCAGUUUUGUAAACACAAAUGUUACCUUUCUCUAUGAGUAUGGGAGGCUUUGUUUAGUGUUAACACUACUGCAGUGAACAUAAGCAAUUUAUGAAGUACAACUGAAAAUAAGUGAUGGUCAACAUAGAUGCAAUCUGUAAUCUUAACUGCUCACCUGAAGAGGAAAAAAGAAAAAAAAAAAAAAGGAAAAUCUAUGGCUAUUAAUCAGAUUCUUUACCAGAAACCUUGAAAGAUGUAUGAACACUGAGUAGCUGACUGGCAUUGCAGAAAUGGAGUAUGUUUUAAAGGUUUAUCUGCGCUCAUAUCGUUUUUCCUCAAAAAGAAAAAGCCCCAAAAACCCUUAGAAGGAGAACCCUGGCGUUUUGAAAGCUGUAAGUACGCUUUGAGGAAAUGGUAUGGUAUGACAGAUUGUGUUUAUUUUAAUUGAAAAUGCCAAAAACGCAAGAAGCAAAUGUUAAAAUGAGGGCUUUGUCUGCACAGAGCAUACACAACAAGCAAGUCCGACGAGAACCAGUGUUUGCAAACAGCUUUUGGGGCUUUGUGUUCUUUCCUGCAAGGGUUUGUGUCGUCAAAAUAAUGAAAACAAAACUCAACCUGAACUCAUAAUUAACUAAUUUGUUGGUAAGUUUCAAAACCUGUUCAGGACCAGAGGGCUUUUAUCUCUUUAAGUCCUAACAGAGUAUAUAUAUGUUUAUUCAAAAUUAAGUGGGAGGGGGAAAAAAAAAACGUAAUACCACAUUUUUUAUUUUUCUGACCUAAAGCAAGUACCUCAAUUGCUAAAUUGCAGUGCUGGAUUGGUUUCUGUUUGGCUUAAAAUUACCAUUUGACAAAUGAAGUAAGAUUUGGAUGUUCAGAAUAAAAGUGAGCCACUGAGCCUUCCAGCAGGGAGCGCUGCUUUGGGCAGCAGUGCAGUCCCCUCAGUCAGUGUGUGCUGGAAUUGAGCUGUUGAUGUGCAGACAAAUCCUUCCUGAGCACAGUGCUGGUCCUGAACACGGGCUUGGUUUUGUGUGAAGCGUUUCAUUUGAAAUGUGACUCUUGAAAUGGCAGUACUGGAGUGCAGGGGUAACUGCUGACCAGCCUUUGUCUGUGUGUUCUACGUAUGUCACCUGGAUUCUAUCAGGGCUUGAUGCUAAACUUAGUGAUGCUGUAUGCUGGGAGCCAAAUUCUUUCCUGGGAUGUGUGCUGUGUAAUUCCUGCUCAAAACUGGUUUUGCUCCGGGGAUAUGUGCACCCAGAUGCAGAAUUUGGACUGAAGUUCCUAUAGGUGAAUCCAAUAACUUUGCUUUGCCACUGCGUCUUCAAUUUUUUUUUUUUUAACAUGUUCAAAGUAUGACAGAAAAAAAAUGCAUUCUGGCUCAUUCUCUUACGUGUAUCUUAGAUUGUCUAUUACAUGAGUAAUAGUGGUGUCUUAAAGCUUAUUACACAGCUUACCAAAUCACUUUUAAUUUUGCCCACCGCAUGCUGAAAAUGUCUGGAGCUGAACUGAUGUUUUACGUAAGCCGUCCUUUCUCAUAUCAGUGUUGGAGGAAAGUGAAGAGAUCAACGUUUCUGUUUGUUUUAUAAAAUGACUAUUUUUGUAGCUCGCGUUUCAGUUGUUGGUUUUUAAUCCCACAGCUUUGCUUUGUGGAUGGAAAUUUACCUGGGUCCUAUAUUUCAAAGAAUAUACGUAGAACAAGUCCAGUAUACAAUUAAGAAAAUAAAAGUCUUCUGCAGUUUGUUACUGAAAAUAUGGCAAAUUAUUUUGGUCCAUGUAUUCAAAAGAAAAUAGAGAAUAUACACGUAACUAUUUAAGUUUAUACUCCUUGAUGCUGCUGCUUAUUUUUUGAAAAGGUGCUUGCAGUUUUGCACAACAGAAAUCGGCUUUGUUAAUUGUUGGGUUUGAAGCACUUUAGGGUUCUUCUAAGCAAAACCAGUAUACGGCGCAAGAAGGAAUGACAUGAAAAUAUUUGAUGUAUUUACAUUUGGUUGUUAUUCUGAUAAUUUGAUCAGCGUUUUCCUUUAAAUUCGAAGCUGUUCUCAGAGAUGUAAUAUUUGAGAUUUUUUUUUAUGGGCUAAAAUUUAACAUGUAGUAAGAGAUCACUUGAGAACCAUCUCCCUACAUAAAUAAAUACGUGUAGGGUGACUUCAACAGCAGCGUGGCAUCUGUUGUAUAAAGUAUGGCAAAGUCUUUAUUUCUAGCUUUAUAGAAAGCACAGCUAGCUGUGGGCACUAGGAUUUUUUCUUAAAGCAAAAAUCUCCUAUUACCAUUUGACUCUUAAUCCUAAUCCAGAUGUGUAUACAGUGUGAGGCAGCAACAUCUGCUUCCACUGGGACUCUACUGUAAUAGCUGCUCUAUGGAUCCCAUAGGAGGAGAGUCCCUGGAGCAGCACUCCAGCAGCCUGCUGCUCUGUGACGUGCUUGCUCACGUGUGCAUUCCCCAGGCUGUGUCUUUACUUCGUAGUUUCUAGGAUAACAAAAGCAGAGGAGAAGGCAAACAGGUAAGAGCCACAUUUUGUGCCCACUACCUGAAUGGGUAGUUCUGUCUGUUGGUGGUAAUGAAGCCGGGUUAAUGCCUGUAACACAAGCUGUGACUGUGUCUGCUAAUGGGGAAUAACUUUUUGAAGAGCCGUAUGUGUCACUAGCUUUUCUAUGAAUUCAGAAGCUUAAAUUGGUGCUAAUUUUUUAAAAGAAAAUGUAACAGAUGGUUAGCAACGUAUUUGUCUGUUUUUGAUACUUAUAUUUUUCUUAAAUGUUGGCAAACUGAACUUUAUAAAAUGACUGAUGUGCAUUUUCAGCUUCAUCGGGUUUCCAAAUUUUCCUAAAGUGUUUAAAAUUCCAUGGCAGUUACUGCUUCUUUGGAGCAAUUGUUUCAAGUGUUUUAUACGCUAAUUAAAUCAACAUGAUUAGAAAAGAUAGCAACACAUAACUACAAUCCUGUUAUUUCAGUUCUGGGGCAUACUGUGUCCCACAGGUGGUUCCAGGAGAGUUGUUCAUCCAGAAACCUCCAUCAGGGCAAAUCAGAGAUCCUUGUGUGCAGGUACCCAGUGCAGCGAAACCUUCUUGGGUCCUUAAGAUAACUUUAGAGAGAUCAUGAUUUUUUUUUCAUCUGUUUUUCAGAGAAAUGGAACAAAUGGAAAUAAUGAACUGUUGUUGUAUAAAUUCCAGAGAACGUAUUCUGUGCUUUGCUCCAGAACACAUGCUAGGAAAGGGAACGGUAGGCUCCUCGAGUGAUUUGUUAGGAAAUCUGACAUUACCAAUGAUUUAACCGCCCCCAGGCUCUCUGUUCUGUGAGAACUCUGUUGGAAAUGCCUUCAGGCUGUACCUGCCCUCAGAUGCUCUGUCCGUCCCCUUUGGGCCCUGUUUGCAGCCCCUUUCCCAAACGUCACGGAGCAGCAUCAAGCCCUGUCACCUGUCACAGUGUUCUGAUAUUUUGGCCUUAAUAUUCGUUACGAUACGGUGUAUAAUUUCAGAAGAAAGAUGUGCUUUGGAGUCUGAUUCCAUAAACACGUGGCCUCUUCUGCCUAUGACAGGCUUUGAUUGUCGUAUCUCGUUCUUGACGCUCGUGCAAUAGGAACAUGUUCCCUUCGGUGCAGUGACUCUUCUGUCUGAUGCUGGACUUUGUUUUCAGGAUGAUGGAAGGUAUUUUUGUUGGACGGACAGCAGUCAUGCUUCCUUGGUUGUUUUGUUUUGUUUCGUUUUUUGGAUUCUUUUUCUAAGGAAACUAGAAUUCCGUGAGGAAAGCUGCCAAUAACUAGUUCUGAAAUGCUAGUUAAAGCCUUGUUCUGAAGCUUUUUUUCUCCAAAAAUCUUACCGUAAAACAGUACUAAAGCCACUGUAAAAUGACAAAUAAACAUGUAUACUUAAGCAA